UGGUGGACUACCUCUCCCAUGAUGCUGUGCGCGAAGACAAGGCGGAUACGCAACUGUCUUGGAAGGUUUGGAAGGUUUUUUUUUUUUUGCGACUCAGAGUUGUGGCAACGACUUGUGCCUGGUUCGAAGGGAACGUCUACACCGUUCGACGAAGAGCAACCAAGGAUUCCCCUGAGAACAAUUCAAUGAUCUGUUGAGUGUCAACCCAAGGAUUUGGUGGGUGAGCAGCACAAGUCAUGUACCAGGUUGUACCAGGGGGAGCGGGAGGCACAAUUACAGAUGUUAUCCCCAAGCAAAAGCACAGCAAGGACACCCGACCCAUAGUUGGAGCAGGAGUUCUCGGCCUGGUACUGGUGAUAGCGGCAGUGACUGCGUGGUCUUAUUACAUUGCCUCACUCCGAAAAGCCGAGUUGCUGAAGACUCAGCUGCUAGAUCUAAAUAAAGAUGGCUACAUUAUUCGCAACCAGGGAGGGGCUAUUGUUUUUAGAAUGGAUUUCAGGUCAGGGACGUUGGAUUUGGACUCCUGCACUAAAGAAGGAGAGCUUCUUAGCUGUGGACGCACCACUGACAGAAGCCUCAACUUCUUCAUUGAGACCGUGCGGCCCAAAGACACGGUGCAGUGCUAUCGUGUGCGCUGGGAGGAACUGGUUCCUGACAUUUCCGUCGAGCACGCCAUGACAUACAAGUUUGCCCAUUGGUAUGGUGGUGCAGUGUCAGCUAUUCAACACUGGCCUAUUUCUAUCUCAGGACAACAGUCUCCCAAACCUUUUGUUACAAGUGACAUCUACUCAAACCGCAAUGAGUUUGGAGGAAUCUUGGAAAGCUAUUGGCUUUCCUCCAAUGCCACGGCCAUUAAGAUUAAUAAUUCCGUGCCGUUCCACCUGGGCUGGAAUGACACAGAGAAGACCAUGUACUUCCAAGCUCGUUACAAUGACAGUCCCUUCAAGCCAAACCCAUGGGAGGCUCCUUGCGCUGAACUUAGCUACAGAGUAUGCGUCGGCUCUGAUGUGACAUCCAUACACAAGUACAUGGUCCGUAGGUACUUCAACAAACCAAAUAAAGUUCCUGCCAAAGCCAUGUUUCAGCAUCCUAUUUGGUCCACAUGGGCACUUCAUAGAACUGACAUUGAUCAAGAAAAGCUUUUGACAUACGCUGCCAACAUACGUAAGCAUAAUUUUAACUGUAGCCACUUGGAGCUGGAUGACCGUUACACCCCCCGCUAUGGAGAAUUCGAGUUUGACCCAAUCAAGUUCCCCAAUGCCUCCUCCAUGUUUCAAAAGCUCAAAUCAGAUGGAUUUCUUGUGUCCCUCUGGAUUCACCCUUUUGUCAACUACGACUCUGAGAACUUCCAUACUUGUGUGGAGAGGGGCCUGUUUGUUCGAGAGCCUACAGGCCAUCUGCCGGCGUUGGUCCGCUGGUGGAACGGCAUAGGCGGAAUUGUGGACUUCACAAACCCAGAAGCUCGUGAUUGGUUUGCCUUUCAGCUUCGGUCCCUCCGCUUCAAAUAUGGAGUGUCCUCUUUCAAAUUUGACGCUGGUGAGACCAACUACUUACCGUGGAAAUUCAGCACCAGAACUCCCAUCCGCGAUCCAAGUUUUUUCACGAGACGCUACACGGAGAUGGCUAUUCCAUAUAAUGACAGAGCAGAGCUGCGUAGUGGCUACCAAUCUCAGAACAUAUCCUGCUUCUUCAGACCGAUUGACAGGGACUCUGUGUGGGGCUAUGAGUUGGGGCUCAAAUCUCUUAUUCCCACAGUGCUCACCAUCAGCAUCCUGGGUUAUCAGUUCAUUCUACCAGACAUGAUCGGAGGGAAUGCUUAUCUGAACCGCACAGAUGGAAAUCGGGCAUUACCUGACCGAGAACUCUACAUUCGCUGGCUGGAGUUGUCCGCUUUCAUGCCCUCCAUGCAGUUUUCUAUCCCACCGUGGGAAUAUGACAAUGAGGUGGUUGAAAUUGCUCGCAAAUAUACAGCUCUCCAUCAGAGUAUUGUUGCGCCACGGGUUCUGGAGCUGGCUGGUGAGGUGCUGGACACCGGAGACCCGAUCAUACGACCUUUGUGGUGGAUUGCCACAGGUGACGAGACAGCAUAUAAAAUUGACUCCCAGUUCCUGAUUGGAGAUGAUCUUAUGGUAGCCCCUGUUUUAGAACCUGGGAAGCAAGAGCGUGAUAUUUACCUCCCUGCUGGUCGCUGGAAGAGCUAUAAAGGGGAGAGGUUUGAUAUCAAAGAGCCAUUGCACCUCACAGACUAUCCUGUAGACCUGGAUGAAAUUGCUUACUUUGUUUGGGUGUAGAAGGAAAGCUUGCUUUGUAAAUUCUGAGCUUUUUUUUUGGCAAAGGAAGUCUUCAGGCUCGUGGCAAAACAGCUCUCACCUCAAGUGUUAAAUUGUUUUUCAGAAAGGCUCUCGAUCUCACUCAUUAAUCCUAAAUUGAAUUAAUUCAUGUAUAUCUUGCACUAUGAGAUAGCAAGGUAGUUUUACGUGUAAGUCAGCGCAUAUGCAAUUAUCUGUUCAAAGGGAACACACUUACUGUGAAUCAAAUAAGGCAUAAUGCUGCAACGAUGCAUUGAAGGAUGACAGAAAGACCUCGUUUUCUAUCCUGUAUGUGAAAAGUAAUUGUCGACUAUGUUCAGAAAGUUUUGACGAAGUUUCAUCAGGUGCAUCAUUUUAGUCAUCAUUUUAAACUCUUCCUCAGAUAACCUCUUCGUCCAGUUUUGGUUACUCCUAACAAUUAAAUGUGCCUUUCUGACUCCAAACACAGGUUAAUAACCUCUGAUGUAUGUCUCAUAGCAACUUUGUCCAAAAUCUGAUGCAUGUUUUAGAAUUUUUUUUAAAUGUGAACUACAGUCGAACCUUGGUUAGCAUCAUUAAUUUGUACCUGUAGGUCCAACUAAGCAAAACGGACGCUAACUGAAUCAAUUUUUCCCGUUAUAAAUAAUGUAAAUCCCAUUAAUCCGUUCCAAAAAGCCAAAAAUAUUAACACAAAACACAUUUUUAUAGUAUUAAAUUGUAGUUUAGCAUGCAGAAAACAAUCUUGAUAUAAAUGAUGUACGAAAGGGAUAAAUCAACAUAAAAGGUUAUUUUUACCUUCAUUGAAGAAAUGAGUCUUGAUCUGACUGUUCCCAAAGACACACUGUGUUAGCAAUGUGUUAGCGAGAUAAACACCUUCCUCUUCAACACCACUUCCCUGUUUUGCCACGGGUUACAGUAUUUCUUGAAUUCAAUAGUGUUACACACCUCAGUAAACCAAAAUGGAACCAAAGAAUGUAGCAAGUGAUAAGGAAGGUGAGAAACAUUAUUGAAUUUAAGAAAUAACUCAUGACAAAACAGGAUUGUGGUUUUGAAGAGGAAGGUGUUGAUCUCACUAACACAUUGUGUCUUUGGGAACAGUCUUCAAUUGAGGUAAAAGUAACAUUACAGUAAAUGUUCAUUUAUCCCUUUCAUUUGUCAUUUAUAUGCAUUUGGAAUUGUGUUAUGCAUGUAAAACAACAAAAACGUGUUUUGUGUGAACACUUUUGAGAGUCAGCUGCUGAUGACUGACUUAUUAGCAAGCUGAGGAUGCUAACAAGGAUGUUUUUGUGAUUAAAAAAUACAUUAAGACCACAGUUGAACUCACGCAAUGUAUUACUAACACAGCAAGACACACGCCAAUCGGAAAAUGUAUGCAAAUGGAGACAACAUUUUGGAGUCAAUUUUCGACGUUCACUAAAAAACACGCUAACCGGAACAGGCGCUAACCGAGGUUCCACUGUAUAGUAUCAUAAUGUAAUAGAUGAUGGUUUGUUUGGUUUUGUGUGGAUCCCAUUUGUAUUUAUUGGUGUUUUAUUAUGUGUGUGAUCGGGAUAUAUAACAUGUUUUUUUAAUUCAACAAAUUUAGCUCUACUUAAAAAGUAAAAAAUAAAUAAUUUUUUAUUCCGGUAUUUUUAUUAAUGGGAAUGUUUUGCGGGCUUUAAUUGUUUGUUUUUCCAUUGCUUAUUGUGUUAUUCCUAAACUGCACAAUGUCUAAAAUGUAUAGCCCAUCUGCUAAUUUUAUGAAAGUAUUUUAUGAAAGCAUGAAAAUAUUUUAUGGAAGUUAUGCAUAUUUAUUAUGGUGUGCUGCAUGUAAAGACGUUCAAGUGUAAUUUUAACGCGUUUUAAUUCUGUGAAGCAAGGCUCAGUCUACCUCCACAAAUGGUAGUAUUUUGUUAUAUGAGAGGUUUUUUUUUGCCUGCCUUGUACUUAUUCUGACGGUGGACUUUGACAUGUGGCUUACACAUUAACCUCUGUGGGAUCUGUGUGUGCCUUUGACAUAGUUUCAUGCUAACACCACUGCCUAUAUAUAGUAGUUCUCACCCAGCAGCUAUUUCUGCCACAGACACUCUUGCCUUAUGAUGAGAAGAAUCUCAUACUGAAUGUUGCCUUGCGUCUUGCUCUUUUGACCGUGUGAUAAGCUGAUUUUUUUUUUUUUGGCAAACUGACAAUUGACAACGUGUCAUUCUUUUUUAACGUCAUUAAAGAAAAAUGUUUCUUGCUGACUCAGAAAUUAUUUUGCACAUAGUUUGUUUUCAUUAAAUGCACCUAUUCAGGGCAUAAAGGCUACGGUUAUCAUUUGUAAAGGUAAAGUACAAAAAAAGGGAAAAUGAAAAGGAUGAAAUUUAGGUCAGCCAGAAGGCCAUGCAAUAAAUGAAGCAAUAAAAAACUGCAGCCUGUGUAGGUCUGCAAUGUAUGAAGAAGAAUGUUCUUUUCAAUAUAGUAUUGAAAGAUUCACCCUUGUGGGACUUUUCAAACUUUUUGACACCCAGCUCAUGAUGGGGCGAUAAUGGCGAUGUGAUGAAACAAUUAUGCAGGUUCUUUG
Molecule: messenger RNA, 4830 nt
Organism: Dunckerocampus dactyliophorus (ringed pipefish)
Lineage: Eukaryota; Metazoa; Chordata; Actinopteri; Syngnathiformes; Syngnathidae
Gene: myorg
Product: myogenesis regulating glycosidase (putative)
Exons: 3
Coding region: 237-2291 (684 amino acids)
Biological process (GO): skeletal muscle fiber development; carbohydrate metabolic process
Molecular function (GO): hydrolase activity, hydrolyzing O-glycosyl compounds
Source: RefSeq, a predicted model, not a curated record